AUGACCAACAUUUAUCAGUUUGAGGCUGAGCUGUUAGAGGGAUUUCCUUGUAACCAGUUCGGUGGACAAGACCCCGGUACAAAUGAGCAAAUCGGCACUUAUUGCCAACGCAAUUAUGGUGUUUCUUUUCCAAUGUUCGCUAAAGUGAAUGUAAAAGGACCUGAAGCGCAUGUGAUAUUCCGUUAUUUAACCAAUAACAGUAAGGGCAUACUCGGCAGUGGCAUUAAGUGGAAUUUCACCAAAUUCUUAAUAAAUAAGAAAGGUGAAGUGAUUAACCGCUAUGCACCAACCACGAAGCCUGAGGAUAUAGAACAGGAUAUUGAAAAAGCUUUAGCAGAAUAA
Messenger RNA from Oppiella nova, 342 nucleotides. The record is from the annotation of a GenBank genome assembly. Lineage: Eukaryota; Metazoa; Arthropoda; Arachnida; Sarcoptiformes; Oppiidae.